AUGGCGGUGGAGACCUAUGCAACUCGUCGGCGUUUUCAUCUUGGCACCUGUUCGGGACGACAACCUCUCCUCGUGCCUCCUGCGAACGUGGACAUGGACCUGGACCUGGACAAGAGGAGGGCGCCCUGCAUCCUCGCCGAUCGCUUCUACCUCAACUUGGUCCUGGUGGACGAAAUCUGCCUGCGGUGGACAGCCGUGAUGGUCAAGCCAGGUGAAUGGAAAUGGAUUGAAAAUGGAGUGCCAGGAAAGUGGCCCAAGGAAGCUCGGCAACACCUGUCUGUGAUCGUGAUCUACAGGUGGCCCGAGAUGACCGAGACCUACGUGACAGACCUGUCCGAUCGCGAGAAGGGUGACAUUCUUCGAUGUCACUUGAACCUUGGCCACCCGAACACUCGAGAGUUUGUUCGGCUACUCAAAGCGGCAGGCUCUCGCCAUGAUGUCGCCCAGUAUGUCCUGAGAGAGUUCCAGUGCCCUGGCUGUGUGAAAGAAAGGAAGCCACCUACCAGGUUGCCAGCUGCACACCCCGCACUUGUGACCUGGCUGGCCUUUACGAGGCUCUGGCUUCGGGUGUUUGGAGCUCCCCAGUACCUGAUGUUUGAUGAAGGAAGGGACUUCGCAGCAGCGACCUUUCAGGAUGGUUUGGAGCGACGUGGAAUUAUCCCGUUGGAGGUGGCCCGGAACGCUCCAUUCACGAAUGGAGUGGUGGAGCGACGAGGUGGUCUCGUCAAGGAGGUGUACUAUCGUACUCGAGAAUUGGUGCAACCCACUACCUUGGAAGCGAUCGAGAUCGAUCUUGGUUUUCCAAGUGAGUUGGAGUUUGCAGACCUUGACGAGCCGCAUUGCCAGGUCUUCAAGAUGUCGGUGGUGGACCAGGCCGGCAUCGAGGCCAUCCCCGCUGAGCUUUUGCAACCGAAGCUCGCUUGA
Molecule: messenger RNA, 924 nt
Organism: Symbiodinium sp. CCMP2456
Lineage: Eukaryota; Dinophyceae; Suessiales; Symbiodiniaceae
Source: the annotation of a GenBank genome assembly